Molecule: messenger RNA, 1661 nt
Organism: Colossoma macropomum (tambaqui)
Lineage: Eukaryota; Metazoa; Chordata; Actinopteri; Characiformes; Serrasalmidae
Product: ubiquitin carboxyl-terminal hydrolase 47
Exons: 11
Coding region: 247-1311 (354 amino acids)
Biological process (GO): protein deubiquitination
Cellular component (GO): nucleus; cytosol
Molecular function (GO): cysteine-type deubiquitinase activity; cysteine-type endopeptidase activity
Source: RefSeq, a predicted model, not a curated record
UCUUCUCUCCACAGAGGAGAGCGCAGGAGAGACUGCAGAGAGAAACUGAGAGGACACUGAAGUGAAAGUAGUAGUCGGACUGUUUGUAGCGAGUUUAACUUUAAGUGAAACUAAAACUAAUCUAUUACCCGCGAUCACAGUCCGCUCAACUUCUUUACGUAAAACUGAAGACUGGGGCACUGAAGUCAGUGAGGGGUCACUGUAGUCACAGUGUUCGAGUGUGACAGAUAAAUACGCGGCUGGAUUAUGUCGACUUUCCGAUACUCUGCAGUAAACAGAGAUGCACAAGCGAGCCAUGGUGCAAAGCAGUACAAUGGUUUGAUAAAUCAGGGGUCAACUUGCUACCUGAACACAGUGCUGCAGUGUCUCUACAUGACCGAAGACUUCAGAACAGCAGUACAGAGCUUUAAACCAGGUCCACAGCACUCCAGCCAGAGAAAUGCUGAUCUGUUGUUACAGCUGCAAAAACUCUUUGAAGAGCUAAACAAGGUCAAUGCCACCACUAAAGGAAUAACUAAAAGUCUGAGCAUCAUGAAUGUUCAUGAACAGCAGGAUGCAGUGGAAUACUAUCAGAAAAUCCUAAAAUCAAUUGGGCUACAAGUGUCCCAGGUCUUUGAAGGAAAAAUGAGUAACAACAGUAAAUGUCCAGAAGAACAUAUAUAUGAAGAGAAGUGUCCCUUCAUCACUAUCCCUCUUGCCAUAGACUCUGGACACGAUGAAGUAUACAAUGUGAAGGAGGGACUGGAGGCUUUUUUCAAACCCUCACAGCUAGAUGAAGACAACUGGUUGUACUGUGACCAGUGUGACAAAAAAACAGAAACAGAGACUUGGAAUGAAAUAGAAGAGUUUCCCACAGUCCUGACUCUGCAUCUGAAGAGGUUUGACUUUGACUACAUGCAGAUGAAGCAUGUGAAAAACCACUGUCCCAUGGAGAUUCCCCUGACUCUACAGCUUAAAGACUAUGAAUAUGAUCUUUAUGCAGUUGUUAACCACAGUGGUGAUCGAAGUGGAGGCCACUACAAUGCUGUCAUCAAGUCAUUUGAGGAUGAUCAGUGGUACUGCUUUGACGACUCUUUUGUCACAAAGGAUUCAGUGGACACCCUCCAAAAGUCACGGCUGGCCUACUUACUGAUGUACAGACAAACAGCACCAAGCGGAAGAGAUUGUGCGCUGCAAAAACCCCUGAAAUCUACUGCACUCAGCCGUAUGCCUUUUGUACGGCGCAAUCGCUUUAUCAUAGCUGGAGUUGUUAUAAUGUGUCUGGUACCAGUCAUGUGGAGAAUGUUCAGGAUUAGAUUCUCUAAAUCAUAGACCAAAAAAUAUCACAUUAUCUCAUAAUGAUCAUUGAUUGAACCCUCUUCAUGCAGCUUCAUUUCUCAACAUUUUUGUGAAAGAGAAUGACAAGUAUAGAUGACUCACUGAAAAAGUGCUGGCACAUCCCAGAGCAAUGAACACGUGAUUUGUUGAGAAGCACAGGCAGCCCAUGAUAGGGUAAAUUAAAUUGUGUUUGCGGUUUUACUGCCUGGUUGAAGUCAGCUCUGUCAAAUAAUGAUCAAUUCAAGAGAAAAACAACUUUACUUUUAUGUUCUGAAUGUAUCAGUGAGUGUGGUUUAUUUUUUUUCUCCCUAAUUAAUAUUAAAUUCAUUCUGUAUUCAGUAUUU